AUGUUUUAUUCGCGCACUCCGAAAACCAAUGGCUUCAUAUGGGACCAGAUAUACUCUCAUCUCCGCCAGAUGCAUGCCGAAUUUAGAAGUUAUGACAAACAGAGCUUACUACAUGCUAUACAAACAGCUAUCAUCUACGGCUUGCUGCGAUCACAGUGCACCGAGUCGGUCGGGAGUGAAGAUUCUGGAUGGUUGGUCUUGAGUGUGGAGGCAAUGGCCCGAAGAUUAUUCAGCAUGUCUUCGUGGGCUAUAGACAUAGAAUACAUACAAUCCUCACGGAGUGGCUGGGUUUUUGCAGAAAGCAUGAGAAGAACCGGAUUGCUGUUAUACCUGGUCGACCUAUUACUUCACAACAAUGCCGAAAGCCCUUCGAAAGGGAAAUGCCCAGAGUUUAUCAACUUUCCCUUGCCUUGCACACGAGAGCUAUGGCAGCCUAUAUCGGAUAGAGAAUGGAAAAAGCGAUAUAAUGAAGAGAUAAGCUCCAAGAUUGAGAAGGGAAGAGGAAGUUUAACUAUGGGCAACCUAUUUUUACUUAGACGGUCUUUAUCGCGUGGCGACGACAUAAAAGGGACUGGAAAAGAUGAGCUUGCAAAAGAGCUGUCUGAAUGGGUUGAGAGAGUGGACGAUUUAUCUAUGCUUUUGUGGAUGGCGCUCACGGUGGAGGGCGAAGGUCAGGCUCAGAUGAUCCAAGGAAAUUUGGUCAUGGCAUAA
This is a messenger RNA of Trichoderma breve, 711 nucleotides long. RefSeq lists its product as uncharacterized. Bases 1 to 711 code for a protein of 236 amino acids. The transcript is spliced from 4 exons. The record is from RefSeq and is a predicted model, not a curated record. Lineage: Eukaryota; Fungi; Ascomycota; Sordariomycetes; Hypocreales; Hypocreaceae.